CUAUAUAAGCUUAUAGUAAUAGACGGGAAGUUUUAUAUACUAGCUUUACUAUAUAGUAAUACUAUCUUUCGUUUAAUCUUUAUAAAGCCCUUUUAUAUAGGGGAUAUUAAGGUUAUUACUAAUAACCCCGAAUCUAAACCUAUUCCCGAAUUUUAUAAUAAAGCCGAAAAUAAUAUAAAUAAUAACUUAUAUAAGAAUUCCUAUCAAGUUAAAAUUACUAGCCUUCUAGAAAAGAAUAUUUUUAAAAUUAUUUCCAGAUCUCAAAUACUAAAGGAAAUAUAUAUUUUUAACUCCCGGUUUAUUAAUAAGAUUAAGAAUAAGAAUAUAAAAAAAGAGUUUAAGAAAUCGAGACUAGUUAUCUAA
This is a messenger RNA of Hyaloscypha bicolor E, 363 nucleotides long. RefSeq lists its product as uncharacterized. The transcript is spliced from 2 exons. The annotation marks the transcript as partial. NCBI's taxonomy places the organism in Eukaryota, Fungi, Ascomycota, Leotiomycetes, Helotiales, Hyaloscyphaceae. The record is from RefSeq and is a predicted model, not a curated record.